UGGCCUGGUGGCGACGGGGCGGGGCUUGCCUGCCUGGCGGGGCGGGGCGGGCGCCAGCACCCGGCGCGAUGGCGGCGGACGGAGACUGGCAGGAUUUCUAUGAGUUCCAGGAGCCCGCCCGGACCCUGCAGGACCAGGAGAACUGUAACGCGAGCGCCGAGGCCGGAGCGGGGGCGGGCGCGGGUGGUGACGGCUUCUCGGCGCUGGCCUGCAGCCUGGAGGAGAAGCUGAGCCUAUGCUUCCGCCCCUCGGGGCCGGACGACGAGCCUCCGCCGGCGGCCGUGCAGCCCAUCACCGAGCGCAGCCUCCUGCAGGGGGACGAGAUUUGGAAUGCCCUCACGGAUAAUUACGGACAUGUAAUGCCUGUAGACUGGAAGUCAUCCCAUACACGGACCUUGCAUUUGUUGACUCUGAACCUCUCAGAGAAGGAGAUGAGUGACAGCCUGCUUUUUGACACCUCAGAUGAGGAAGAGCUGAGGGAACAGUUGGAUAUGCAUUCAAUCAUAGUCUCCUGCGUUAACGAGGAGCCCCUCUUCACCGCAGACCAGGUUAUUGAAGAAAUUGAAGAAAUGAUGCAGGAAUCGCCAGACCCAGAAGAUGAUGAAACCCCUACACAGUCAGACCGGCUCUCAGUGCUCUCCCAGGAGAUCCAGACUCUUAAGAGGUCUAGCAUGAGCAGCUACGAAGAGAGAGUGAAAAGGCUCCCAGUAUCUGAACUAAAUGAACUCCUGGAAGAAAUUGAGACAGCGAUUAAGGAGUACUCUGAGGAGCUGGUACAGCAGCUAGCCCUGAGAGAUGAACUAGAGUUUGAGAAGGAAGUGAAAAACAGCUUUAUUUCUGUUCUGAUUGAAGUGCAGAACAAACAGAAAGAACACAGAGAAACUGCCAAAAAGAAGAAGAAGCUCAAAAAUGGCAGCUCUCAGAAUGGGAAGAAUGAGAGAAGUCACGUGCCGGGCACACGCUUCAGCAUGGAGGGGAUCUCAAAUGUCAUUCAGAAUGGCCUCCGCCACACCUUUGGAAAUUCAGGUGGAGAGAAACAGUAUUUGACAACAGUUAUCCCUUAUGAGAAAAAAAAUGGACCACCAUCUGUUGAAGAUCUUCAAAUAUUAACAAAAAUUCUUCGUGCCAUGAAAGAGGACAGUGAAAAAGUUCCAAGCUUAUUGACUGACUAUAUACUGAAAGUUCUGUGUCCUACAUAGAGCAUGUGACAUCAGGAGCAGCUUCACCCUCUGUCAAUUCCACGCUCGAAUUCCUGCGGCAUUAUUCUGAAAGCUGGCUAUCUCCUCUUCCUGAUAUUGGAAACCCAGCACAUUUGAACAUGGGUUUGUGAUUCAAUGUUAGUAGGUCAUGACUUCACUAAUUCAUCACAAAACAGAAGCAAGAGAACCAUGGCACGCUUGAAUUCUCAAGAUGCGUUUUUGUAAAUGUAACAGUUAUAAACAGUUUUCUAAGUUGGCAGAGUCAAAGGAGAGGAGUAUGAACUGUGCAUGUGCAGUUACGGUUUUCAUUGACAGUGUGCCCGAUAAUAGUUUUUAUGGCUUCUUCCGUGUAAACUGCACUGAUCUAGAGUAAAGCACUGGGAGAGCUAUACCAUGGCUCCUCUUCAUGACAGUGAGAAUGAACGCUGAUUUUUAUGAACAUUGUCAGUAUAAAUAUUACCUACCAGUAUUGUCCGGAGACUUAGACUUAACAAACGUGGCCUGUUGUGAAGUGCGCUGCUGCCAUCUACAUUACGCUGGCCUAAGUGUGAGCUUCAGACCCUAAUGGAGAGGACUGGUUUAUAGCUGCCUGUUGCACCCUUGUUCAUGCUUUAACCAUUAUGAUGCCACUCUCAGAAUCUUGUAUGAACUUUGGAUGUGUGUCUGUUCCCUGUCUGUGAAGAAGUGUACGUUGUAAAGAGUUCACAUCCUCUGAGGUGCUUUAAGGAACUGCUGUGGCACUGCCUGUUCCCAUGGCAAUGUUCAGUUUCACUAACACCUGUGUGUUUUUCUAUAGUUGCUCACAACUACAGCACUGAUUGUGAACACUUUUGCCAGUUUCAAUUAAAUCAGUGGCAUUUAAUAAAAUAAUAUAUACUUCA
Nannospalax galili (Upper Galilee mountains blind mole rat) is the source of this 2080-nucleotide messenger RNA. It is a transcript of the gene Fez2, whose product is annotated as fasciculation and elongation protein zeta 2. The transcript is spliced from 9 exons. The coding region runs from base 69 to 1199 and encodes 376 amino acids. The record is from RefSeq and is a predicted model, not a curated record. Gene Ontology annotation, cellular component: axon; cytoplasm. Lineage: Eukaryota; Metazoa; Chordata; Mammalia; Rodentia; Spalacidae.